AUGGAAAUGUGUGAGCGGAAUCCUUUGAAUCCCGGCUAUGUUGGUUCUCUGUUGAAUUUUGCGCCCGCUGAGUCUCUCUAUUUCUCUAACUUGCGAGGUAAUGGAGCUCAUAUACCCGGGCUGCAUCAGCUCCCUUACAACAGGAGAGAGGUGUGCACGCUCCCGUGGACUUCCUCAAGUUCGUGCACGUCUGGACCAGCAGUACCACCACCACAGAGCCGCGCCUUUGGAGGGUACUGUCCACCGUUUCUGUCCAACUCGGUGUCUAUAAAUUCGAACUCGUCCGGCGGCCACGUUAAGGCGCAUUUGGAGGAGUCUGCUCGGUGCUUUCAGACAACAAACCACAAGACAGAGGAGGCUGGCAGACAAGAUGAAGUUUACGCAGGGGAGCACGGGGCCGCCAGUGACCGCGGUUACUCAGAUCUGGACAGCCGGUCUCACGGUUCUGCGGCCCAGCUCGAUCCGGAUUCAGCAGGAGGUCCACUGCAUGUGAACGGCACCAAACAGGAGCACCCAUCAUCAAGUCACACAUGCUCCAGGACGACUUUUGCAGAAGGUGCCCCAUGGUGCUCGUCACAAGUGAAAACCAGAAAGAAGAGAAAGCCUUACUCGAAGCCACAGCUGGCUGAACUUGAGAAUGAAUUUAUGAUGAAUGAAUUCAUCAACAGACAGAAACGAAAGGAGCUGUCAGACAGACUGGACCUGAGUGACCAACAAGUAAAAAUAUGGUUUCAGAACCGGAGGAUGAAGAAGAAACGACUGAUGAUGCGCGAACAAGUUUUCUCCGCGUACUGA
Messenger RNA from Larimichthys crocea (large yellow croaker), 795 nucleotides. It is a transcript of the gene hoxd12a, whose product is annotated as homeobox D12a. Gene Ontology annotation, biological process: regulation of DNA-templated transcription. Gene Ontology annotation, molecular function: sequence-specific double-stranded DNA binding; DNA-binding transcription factor activity, RNA polymerase II-specific. Lineage: Eukaryota; Metazoa; Chordata; Actinopteri; Sciaenidae. The coding region runs from base 1 to 795 and encodes 264 amino acids. The record is from RefSeq and is a predicted model, not a curated record. The transcript is spliced from 2 exons.